Molecule: messenger RNA, 1610 nt
Organism: Haliotis rubra (blacklip abalone)
Lineage: Eukaryota; Metazoa; Mollusca; Gastropoda; Lepetellida; Haliotidae
Product: ribonuclease P protein subunit p29-like
Exons: 6
Coding region: 91-801 (236 amino acids)
Biological process (GO): rRNA processing; tRNA 5'-leader removal
Cellular component (GO): ribonuclease MRP complex; ribonuclease P complex
Molecular function (GO): ribonuclease P RNA binding
Source: RefSeq, a predicted model, not a curated record
AAAACCUGUUUAGCAAUGGCAAUAACGGGGAGCCAAGUUGCUGAGCACAUUCUGAUUUCUGUUCGUUGGACAAAAUGAAUUAACUUACUCAUGAUGUCUGAAAAACGCCAAAGACCGAGCAUGGAAACUAAAGCCACCACCGACACUCUGUACAGUCAACUCCCAUUGUCAGUUAAAAUACAUGGCCAUGAAUUAGGACUCAAGCCAAUCAAGAAGCAAGGCUUUGUGACAGCGUUCCUGGAGAAGCACCUACCAGUGCGUAGACUACAGCAAGGGGAGGGUGACCUCAGUCACAAGGUGGAGUUCCUGGAUGCCAGGAAGAGAAAGAAGGUUAAGGAGGCCUGUGUUGGAAAGAAAGGACUCUCAAACAAGGACAGGAAGCGACUCAAACUGUUUGACAUCAAGAAGGAUCAACAAAAGUAUGAGGAUUAUCUCCCCCUGCACGCCCUGUGGACAAGCUAUGUGAAAGAUCUCAUAGACUUCCAGCAAUUGAAUGAAAAGAACCACAUGACAGCCACUGUGAAGUUUAUGAAAGCUGACCUCCAUGGCUGCAUCAUCACAGUACAAAGGUCCAAGUGUGCAUCCUAUGUGGGUACCACUGGGAUAGUGUUGAAGGAAUCUCGCAACAUGUUUCAGAUCAUCACAACUGACAACAGAGUCAAAGACAUCCCCAAGCGGAACAGUGUGUUCACUGUGAAGGUGGAGGGGUUUCGAUUCACUGUACAUGGUAACCAUUUCAAGGUGAAGACUGCCGAGAGGCCAAGUCGCCGCUUCAAGAGUAAAGCCACUAUUGACCUGUGAAAGUCUGUUAACAUGGUUAAGUCCAAUUAAACUCAGGAACUGAUGCCAUAUGAAGUAAAGGCUUCAGUGUGGCUUGCUGUGUUACUUUAUCAUGUAAUGUAUCCAGUUAUUGCCUUGAGCAAAGUUUCUUUUUCUGAAUGAAUGGCAGCCUUUCCAACUAACUGAAGUGGGCCAUAAAAUGUGAAUGUGAUAUGUCACAUAGACAAUAAUAUGUGAUAAUAACAAAGGCAGUGGAAUCCUCAGACUGUUAUGUGUAGCAUGUGUUCUAUCCCGAACUGUAAUGUCUGGUGAAUAUGUGAUCUGGCAGUCUUUAGUUUGUUGUUUAAUGCCGCGCUCAGCAAAAUUCCAGCUAUAUGGCAUUGGUCCGAAAAUAAUUCACUCGUGCCAGACAAUCCCAUGAUCAGCAUCAUGAGCAUCGGUCUAUGCAGUUGGGAUAUGAUGACAUGUGUCAAGCAAGUCAGCGAGCCUGAUCAUCCGAUUCUGUUAGUCACUCUCACUUCUUCCGAUAAGCAUGGGUUACAGAAGACCAAUUCUAACCCUGGAUCUUCACGGUCUCUGGCAGUCACUACAGUGGGCCAUGGACUGACAUAUGUCUCCAUUACUUACCAACUGGUUUAUAAAGCAAACAACAAUUUAAAAAUAAUCUGUUUAUUUCAGAUAGUAUACAAAAAUAGAGUAGAACAAUAAUCAUGAUAAUUAUCAAAAUCAACUGCAUGGACAAAUAUUAAUACAUGCAAUAAAAAAAAAUGUGUUGCAUGCAUAUGUACAUGUUAAAAUUUAUGUAUUAAAUGAAAGUUUGUUAAAAGGUA